This is a messenger RNA of Acipenser ruthenus (sterlet), 1476 nucleotides long. It is a transcript of the gene nsmce2, whose product is annotated as NSE2 (MMS21) homolog, SMC5-SMC6 complex SUMO ligase. The coding region runs from base 586 to 1458 and encodes 290 amino acids. The transcript is spliced from 7 exons. Gene Ontology annotation, cellular component: nucleus; Smc5-Smc6 complex. The record is from RefSeq and is a predicted model, not a curated record. NCBI's taxonomy places the organism in Eukaryota, Metazoa, Chordata, Actinopteri, Acipenseriformes, Acipenseridae. Gene Ontology annotation, biological process: protein sumoylation; double-strand break repair via homologous recombination. Gene Ontology annotation, molecular function: zinc ion binding; SUMO ligase activity.
AAGCACUGUAACAAUAUUUGGCAAUUGCAAAACUGCUUCCAAAAACAGUUUUACUGUGCUUAUUCAGUCCAUGCAAAAGUAAUUCGACUGUAUAUAUAUAACACACACACACACACACACACACACAGUAGAGUCAAGUAUCCGAACCAACUGUGACCGAUACUUGUAAGCAUAAUCGAUUUGUAUGGAUAAUCGAACAGGUAUUUAUAAAUGUAUAGAAUAAAGUUAACAUACACAAAUACUUAGAACACAAGUACCUACUGAUGAUGAUAUAUAGCUAGUAACCUAUUCUAUCACAUUAAGCAUACAAAAUUACAAAAGCUUUACAAAUCAUUAAAUUAAUGCAAUUUCAAAACUUAACACCUACAGUUAAGGUAAUUAAAUGCUGUAAUUAAACGUACCAUGUACCGAACUUUGAAAACCACAGAAUACAAUUCAGUACGUUUAUUUUGGGUCAUUGGAUAACGAGAAAACAGGUUAAGGUGAUGGACUGUCUGUGUCUGCUGCGGCGCUGCCUGUGUUCUGUGUGAUUCGAGUUGUUUCAAAAAGCAACUAGCUAUUUUGGUUUCUCCUCCUGUCAGAGGUAUGUCAGGCAUGGUGGUUUCUUUUAGUGCUGUAAACUCAUCUUUGUCAUCUCUGAAAAUGUGCCAGACCUAUAUCAGUACAGGGAUGGAAAUAGUGACCAACGUGGCCCUUGACUUGACAGAAACAGAAGGUGACCUGGACGAUGUGAACACAUUGGAGCAAAUGAUGUUGGAGUAUGCAGCAAUAGACCGCGAAGUAAACCACUUCAUACAAGCUGUCGAACAAGUGACACACCAGAUACGACAUGAAGAUCCAGAGAAAAUAUCUGAAUUAAAGGCACUGGUUCAAGAAAAGUUCAAUGGACUUCAAAACACUGCACAGGACUCAGACCUGCGACGCAAUGAGAAGUAUAUCCAGUUUAAAGAAAACCUGCAAGAAGCAAGGAAACAAGGUGGACUCCAGUCACCAGAGGGCAAUGAGAAAGAAAAUGAGAAUGAGAUGGAUGAUGACAUUGCUGUGACUCAGAGCCAAAGGAACACUAUUUGUCCCAUUACCCAGCUGGAGAUGGUGUCUCCUAUGAAGAACAAAAAAUGUAAUCACUCCUAUGACGAGCAGGCCAUUCUUGGACUGAUAAAGAGCAGACACAAUCAGAGAAAGAAAGCCCGACAGCUAACACGAUUCCGGAGCUGUCGCCUUGGGCCAGCACAAAGCCGGAACAGCACUUCACCACUGUCACGAAAUAAACUGUGUCACCCACCACGAGCACUACAGCACGCACCCAGGACUGGUGACCGUGUUUUGUACAUUGUGGGAAAGAUACGUGUAUUUAUUAUUUGGGACUGUAACCCAUUGAUUUAUUUCCAGUGCAUUACACAUUGUUGUGUAUUGCCUGGAGUUAUUGUUUGGUCACCAGACCGGGAUUAUAAUCAUUAAAACCUGUUUCCCACUGGA